Messenger RNA from Apaloderma vittatum (bar-tailed trogon), 711 nucleotides. RefSeq names its product tetraspanin 8 (gene TSPAN8). The transcript is spliced from 8 exons. The record is from RefSeq and is a predicted model, not a curated record. The coding region runs from base 1 to 711 and encodes 236 amino acids. Gene Ontology annotation, cellular component: membrane. Lineage: Eukaryota; Metazoa; Chordata; Aves; Trogoniformes; Trogonidae.
AUGGCGGGUGUAAGCAGCUGCAUGAAGUACCUUAUGUUCAUCUUCAACUUCUUAUUUUGGCUGUGUGGUUCCAUUAUUCUGGGAGUCUCUAUAUGGAUACGUGUUAGCAAAGAUGCUCAACAGAAGUUGGAUAUAGACAGCAGCUUCUUUGCAGGGGUCGAUCUGCUGAUAGCUGUGGGCUCCAUCAUCAUGAUCCUUGGUUUUCUGGGAUGCUGUGGUGCCAUAAGGGAAAGUGGUUGCAUGCUGCUGUUGUUUUUUAUUGGAUUGCUUCUGAUCCUGAUCCUUCAGGUCACAGGAGGUAUUUUAGGAGCAGUGUACAGAUCUAAGAUUGAAACAGCCUUUGAUGAGACUGUCCAGGAGAAUGUGAAGUUGUUGCAAGGUUCUACACAAGAAUCUAAAGAGUUUCAAGAGAAUUUCCAGAAGUUCCAGCAAAUGAACCAUUGCUGCGGUUUGCUGAAAGGACCUGCAGACUGGGGAACAAAUUUUAACAACAAUAAAAUCUGUGAGUGUGAGCUAAAGGACCCAUCGGCAGACGUCUGCACCUACUAUCAGGGCAGAUACAUUUAUAAAAAGACUUGUGGAGAUGUGAUUGUCAAAUACCUUAAAGACCACCUGCUCAUAGUCAUGGGGAUUGCCUUUGGACUGGCCGUUAUUGAGAUUGUUGGUUUGGGGUUUUCUAUGAGCCUCUACUGCCAGAUCCAGAGAAAAUGA